AAUUAUGAACAGUUGGAGUCAUGACCAAGCAGGUAUUUCCUGCUACACAGGUAAGACCCUUUAAGUAGCUAUAAAGGAUUUACUGCACACGUACGGUUCAGCUUUUUGGUCUCACCACAGAGAUGAAGGACGCUUCAGCUGCGAGAGAAGUGGUGGACACUCCCAACUAUCCGAGAAAAGCUUUCCUAAAGACAACCUUCAAGUGUCUCCUGCUUCUCAGUCUGCUGACCAUUCCAAUCGGCUUCAUAUUGGUCCCAUUUCCAUCCCCUCUAUCGAGAUAUCAGAUGUACAAGAGAUCUGCUGAUGGACCUGCCAAGUUUCAAAAGGCCCUCCCCCUUCAUCGGAAUGACCCGUUGCGCCUCUCCACUCAGCACAACAUGAUUUAUCCGGGGAACUACCAUUUUAUCCUGGACGACACCGAGCUGUGUAGGUCCAUCCAUCCGUACCUGGUUCUGAUUGUUCCAGUGGCCCCCGGCAACUGGAAAGCCCGCGACGCCAUCCGUAGAACAUGGGGCAACGAGACUCACAUCCAAGGGGAGCUCAUCCAGACAGUCUUCCUCCUGGGCGUACCCAAUAGUGGCAACAUCGAAGUCCUGCAGCGGAACGUACGCACGGAGAACCGGCUGUACCACGACCUGAUCCAGAGCGACUUCAUAGACAGCUACCACAAUCUGACCAUCAAGACCAUGGUGAUUAUGGACUGGCUGGCCUCCCGGUGCCCUAUGGUGCCCUACGCCAUGAAGAUCGACUCAGACAUGUUCCUGAAUGUGGAGAACCUUGUGAGCAUGUUAAAGACCCCCGGCACCCCUUCGACGAUAUACAUUACCGGCAGGCUCAAGAAUGAAAGUCCUGUUGUACGUGAAAAGGACAGCCAGUGGUACGUGUCUGAGGAUAGCUACCGUGAGAACGAGUUUCCAACCUACGCCGUGGGUAUGGGCUACAUCUUCUCCCUUGAUAUGCCCAGAAGGCUUGUGGAGAUCUCUAAAACGGUCACUCCCUUUUACGUGGAAGAUGCCUAUAUUGGAGUGUGCAUGAAAACAUUAGGAAUCGACUUCACUCCGCCCCCAGAACGCAAUCACUUCAGACUCUACAUGUUUGAAUUCAAUCGUUGUCAUUUGGCCGAAUCCAUCUGUGCCAUCCUCAAAACUCCAGCACAACUGGUAGACUACUGGACAUUAUUAAAGGGGCCUGGCCCGGCCUGUUAGGACAUGAACACCUACAUGGUUAUAAUAACUUACAUACAACAAUAAAUAAUCACUUAGUUAAUGCUAAACUAUAUUCUUUGGAUUAAACGUAUGACUUUCCCGGAUGUAUUGGCUAUCAUAAAAUUUAAAAAGUAUAUUUGUGUAUCAAACAUUAUUUUAUUUAUAAAUAUGUAACUUUUAAGUCAGGAGAUGAGCAAGCUGUGGUAUCUUAUCUGCGACAUCUAUCCUUUAACGACUUCUUAACAUUGGGUCAGCCUUGGUUGACGUAGCAUUCGAGAAAUGCAGCCAAUGAACAUUGCAGUCCAGGCAUUGUGACAAUAGAUGUAUUGAUGCAGCGUCAUAGAUGUCUUCCAUGGAUUUCAUGUGACCAUUAUGAACCAUUCUGCCCUGCAAAGGCGAACCGCGGUAUCAGCAUCAACAGCGACACUGAGAAAACUAGUCUUAUCGUUCUUUGGCGUACAACAAAUAGUGUUAUAGUGAUUUUUAUGAACAAUGAUUCAAUGACGAAUUUGAUCAUUGCAUAUUCUAAUUUUUUCGACAUAUGACCCCAAAUGAACAGAUUCUGUACCCUGCCUUUGUAUUAAUAUUAAUGUCGGUUUUAGGCAAUACCAGUGAAAGAGCAAAGUAUAGUAAGUAGUGUUUCAAUUCGGAACCUUUUCCAACAUUAAGAAAGCAUUUUUCAAAUAUGUGUGUAUAUGAUUCAUAAUAUAUAUUUUGGAUGUCUUUAUGUUUAGAUAAUGAGAUUAAAAAUAAAUCAGAAAAACAA
Molecule: messenger RNA, 1971 nt
Organism: Gadus macrocephalus (Pacific cod)
Lineage: Eukaryota; Metazoa; Chordata; Actinopteri; Gadiformes; Gadidae
Product: beta-1,3-galactosyltransferase 2-like
Exons: 3
Coding region: 123-1205 (360 amino acids)
Cellular component (GO): membrane
Molecular function (GO): N-acetyl-beta-D-glucosaminide beta-(1,3)-galactosyltransferase activity
Source: RefSeq, a predicted model, not a curated record